CCCCACUUCUCCGCUGUCAUUAUGAGGAUCCAAAGGUCAAUUGGUCUGGGGGCUGCGUUACUGGUGCGUGUCAGUCUUGCUCAGACAUUUCAGCGCCUUGGGACCUGUCCAACUCUCGGAUGCGUGUUUCCACCAGACCAAACCGACUUCUUAGCCGGCCAGUACUUCGACAUUCGUCUUGAAGUCCACGCACCAAUCAAUGGCUCCGAGGCAAACGGAAAGCAACCGGAUGAGAAGUUUACCUUUACAAUUGCCAAAAAGAACGAAAAGGCUGUGCCGGCGACAGAAUACUUCAGCCUUUCGGAGCCCAAAUUGGAGCGCUGGAACUUCUCGUGGUACGAGGAUCUUUUUGCCAAAGAAGCCGGAAAGCCAUCGGUUGUCAAUGUCACGUCGAAGGCGUACCGAAAGGUAGCUCUCUACGAGCCUGGAGAAUACACUGCCACUCUCACAUAUAACAAUGGUAGCACUACCAAAGCAAGCUGGCUGGUGCGGGACCUGCAGGAAGUCCGCAAGGCCAAGAAUAUCAUCCUCUUCAUCGGGGAUGGAAUGACGACCAACAUGAUCACGGCUGCCCGUUUAAUCGCUCACAAGGCAGUCAACGGGCGUUACCAAACAAAGAUGCAGAUGGACCAAUUCCCCAUCUUAGGACACCAAAUGACUCACUCCAUCGACUCCUUCAUUACCGAUUCUGCCAACUCAGCUACGGCUCUUUACACAGGACACAAGAGCACUGUGAAUUGCCUUGGUGUUUACGCCGAUUCUAGCAAGGACCCAUUUGAUGACCCGAAAGUGGAAACUAUUGCUGAGAUGUUCUUCCGUCUUACCGGCGGCCACGUGGGCAUAGUCUCGACAGCGUUCAUUGCUGAUGCAACACCUGCGGCUUUAACCGCCCACACCCGAGACCGUGGCCAAUACGGUGCGGUCGUUGAUUCUUUCCUCAACGGAAUAACGAAUUACACGUGGACGAAUUGGACUGGACCCGAUGUUCUGUUUGGCGGUGGCGCUGAGCAAUUCUACGACCCGAAGCUUGGUGGAAAGACUUACUUGAAUAAGGACUAUUAUCAAGAAUUCUCAAAGAAGGGAUACCAAGUUCUCUGGAACAACACUGCGCUUUCGAAGGCCAGCAAUGACAGCAAGGCCCUCGGUAUCUUCACUGUGUCCAAUAUGGCCAAAUGGCUUGACAGGAAUGUCUACAAAACCAACCUCAACCAAUCGCUCUCGCCCUCAGGCGACAAGACCGCCGCCCUUGACCAGCCAGGCCUCAAAGAGAUGACUCUAAAAGCAAUCGAUAUCCUCGCCAAGCGAUCCGGAGACAAGGGCUUCUUCAUCAUGUCCGAAGCCGCCUCCAUCGACAAAAUGAUGCACGUCCUCGAUUACGACCGCGCACUCGGCGAGCUCCUCGAACUCGACGACACCAUCAAAGCCACCAUUGCCAAACUCAAAGCUAUCAACCAAUUCAAAGAAACCCUCAUUCUUGUCACCGCCGACCACGGCCACGGCUUCGACGUCAUGGGCUCCGUCGACACAAAAUAUCUCGCUGCCCAGAACGUCGACCGCAAGAAGCGCGAUGCUGUUGGAACGUACCAGAACUCUGGUCUGUCGCAAUACGCACACUCUGGAAAUUUGUCAUACACUGAAGGCGUGCACUUCCCCUCAAACUGGGAUCCUCGAUAUACUCUCUUCCAGGGCCUGAUGGCCGACCCCGAUCGCCGGGAAAAUUGGAGCGUGCAUAAGGGCGGACCACGUGUGCCCGCUGUUAACAUUACACCAUCUGCGGAUUUCUAUGCUAACCCUAAGGAUGGUGCCGGAGGAUUAUUGCUGAAUGGCACGCUUCCCGUAGGAGAUGACCAGGGUGUGCACAGCUUGACAGAUGUCCCCGUGUUUGCUAUGGGGCCUUGUCAAGAGCACUUCGGAGGUGUGUAUAAUAGCAUCGAUAUCUUCUUCGGGAUGGCGGAGUGUUUCGGAUUAGCGAGGAGGAAGGGGUAUGGUCAGUAGGACUCGCGGGGAUGGUGUGCGAUAUGCGAUGAAGUAAUGAGUUGC
Lindgomyces ingoldianus is the source of this 2040-nucleotide messenger RNA. RefSeq names its product alkaline phosphatase-like protein. Gene Ontology annotation, biological process: dephosphorylation. The transcript has 6 exons. The coding region runs from base 22 to 1995 and encodes 657 amino acids. Gene Ontology annotation, molecular function: alkaline phosphatase activity. The record is from RefSeq and is a predicted model, not a curated record. Lineage: Eukaryota; Fungi; Ascomycota; Dothideomycetes; Pleosporales; Lindgomycetaceae.